AUGAUUGCUCAAAUCAGAGAACAGUUGUACGAGUUGUUUAAAUCGAGCGAGGUACACAGCAUCGCCUUGUCAGAUCCACAACCUACAAACUUUAUCGAAUAUACCUGGCUCUGGAUUUUAGAGAGCUACGGUGAAUUUGGAUUGUUCCUUAUUUUCUAUCUCUCAAUGGCAUUUCUUUAUGCACUCGGUGGUUUAUUCUUUUAUUUCUGUGACAAGUUCCAUUGGUUCCAAUCAAGAAAGAUUCAAAUCAAGAAAUAUCCAACCAGCGAUGAUAUUAAAAGAUGUAUUAAUAACCUUGUUACAAAUUAUAUUCUAAUUGUUCUUCCACUUGGAAUCAUUUCUUUCCCAUUCUCGAGAAUUCUUGGAAUGCAACAUUCCCUUCCAUUGCCACCUGUAUGGAGAUUUUUAUUUGAUAUGUUAUUAUGUUUGAUUGGAGAGGAUUUCUUCCAUUAUUGGAUGCACAGAUUCUUCCAUACUCCAUGGUUCUACAAGAACAUUCAUAAGGAGCACCACUACUACACUGCACCAUUUGGUUUCACAGCUUCUUAUGCACACCCAGUUGAAGUUGUAUUCCUCGGAUUGGCAACAUUCGCACCAGCAUUCAUUUUGCGACCACACUUUAUUACAUUCUACUCGUGGUUCAUCUUACGUCAACUCGAUGCAGUGCUCACCCACUCUGGAUACGACAUUGAAUUGUUCCCAUUCAACUUGUUGCCAACCUACGGAGGUACCGCCUUCCACGACUACCAUCACAAGGAGUUCACCUGCAACUACGGAUCACGUUUCACCUGGCUCGAUAAGUUACUCGGAACCUACAAAGAGAAGAAGUCACCAACCAAAUCAAAUUAA
This is a messenger RNA of Heterostelium album PN500, 849 nucleotides long. RefSeq names its product sterol desaturase family protein. Lineage: Eukaryota; Evosea; Eumycetozoa; Acytosteliales; Acytosteliaceae. Gene Ontology annotation, molecular function: iron ion binding; C-4 methylsterol oxidase activity. Gene Ontology annotation, biological process: sterol biosynthetic process. The record is from RefSeq and is a predicted model, not a curated record. The transcript has 3 exons. The coding region runs from base 1 to 849 and encodes 282 amino acids.